CUAAAACUACUAUAAUUUCACUCGCGUACAAGAGCCAUCUGAGUGACGAUGGGUCAUGGUAAUGAGAUGGGCCCAUCAAUUGAAAAAGGGCUUGGAUAUUUUGAAGCCUAGCCGCAAAAGGAAGAGAAACAAAAGGACGGACGCCAAAAGAAUUCAUAGUUCUGGUUUUUAGUUCAUUCCCUCUCAGUUCCAGUCCGUCUGCGCAUUGCUGCGCAAGCAAGAAGCCAUUUUCGUCUACCUCUGCGGACACCGGGAGAGUCCCUCAAAUCAUUGUAUCAGAAAAGGAUUAUAAUGCUUCAAGGUACUCAAUUCUUAAAUUUCAACUCAAUUUCGGCAAAAAAGAGGAAAAACUGUUAACUUAGCGGAGCUAUUUUAAUUCAAUGCGAGUUUUUGGGGGAUAGGAAUCUAGGUUUUUUUUUAGAUUAGGUUUUUAAAAUUUUUGUAGUUAGGGUUUAGGAUAAUAAAUAUGAAAGGCCGGACGCAUCGGGCUGAUCCUCAUGACGACUGGGGAGACGGUUCAUGGACCGUGGACUGUAUCUGCGGCGUCAAUUUUGAUGACGGUGAAGAGAUGGUGAAGUGCGAUGAGUGCGGCGUGUGGGUGCACACGCGCUGCUCGCGUUACACCAAGGGUGAAGAGUUGUUUGCCUGUGACAAGUGCAAGAGCAAGAGCAACCGUAACGACAGUGAGGAGAAGGAGGUGGCACAGUUGCUUGUUGAAUUGCCUACGAAAACGGUUAGAAUAGAGAGUAGUUACGUGGGCCAUGUGCCUUCCCGGCGGCCCCUUAGGCUUUGGACUGAUAUCCCUAUGGAAGAGCGUGUUCAUGUUCAAGGGGUUCCAGGAGGGGAGCCUGGUUUGUUUGGAGGGUUAUCUGGCGUUUUUACGCCAGAGUUAUGGAAGUGUACAGGCUAUGUGCCAAAAAAGUUUAAUUUCCAGUAUAGGGAAUUCCCGUGUUGGGAUGAGAAAAAAGAAGAUGAUAAUGAAAAUGGUAAGCAAAAUGAGAUUGAGAAUGGGAAUCCGGUUGAUAAUGGUGCUGGAGUUCUGUUUUCAUUGUCUAAGGAGAGGAUGUUUGGCGUGCCAAUGUAUCCGAAUAAGGAAGAUUUAAAUGAAGGGAAGAAGAGUGAGGGUGAAGAUUUGAAUGGAAAAAGUUGGCAGAAUGGGGUAAGGAAAGAUAGACAUGUUCUUCAGCCUGUUGCGGUAUCCUCCAGUAGGUGGAAGGAAGAUGAGCUUGGGGUGUCUAAAGAUAGGAGAGCAAAGAAGAAGGCUAGAAGUGCUGCUGAGAAAGAGGCUUACGAGAAGAAGAGUUCUGUACAGUCCCCUAAAACAGACAGAGAUCCAAAGGCUUUCAAGACUGAUGGUCAGAUUGUAAAGAACAAAAAUUUGAAGGACAGUGUGCUUCUAGAACCCACAUCAGAUGGUAAUCUUGGAUCAAACCAUGCAGUUGAAAGGCCUAAGAACAACUUAUGGGGAAGGGAGCGUGCUUCAGAGGUCUCAACUUCUGGCAUGUCUGGACAUGAUUGUUCAAUUAGAAGUGAAGCGAACGAGGAGAUGGCUGAUCAUGAAUUUCCCGCAGCUAUUAUGAGCUCUCCAAAAACAGAGGAUCUUGUUGCAUUGCCAUUAGAGCAUAAAAAUUCUGGGAUAUCUCCUAUUAAAGAAGAGGGUGAUAACAUGGCAAUUGACAAAGUAGAUGGUGGUGUAGAAGGUUCUACAAGAAGUCCUCAGGAGCAUUUGGUUCACAAUUUAGCUAGUACUGCCCUGGAUGUUCAGCGCAAUCAUAUUCUUAAAGAUUCUAAUACCAGCAUGUCUCACAGUUUUGUUAAACCUGUUAUUGAGGUGAAAAGAGAAAUGAAGGAUGAUGAUGGUUCCAAGGUUAUCUUUACUGCUCAACCUUCUCCUCCUGAUGAUUCUAAAGACACAGAGAUAUCUUUCCAUCAGACAUCAGAAACUUGCCAAAUGAAUAAUGUGGGAGACUGUUCACAAUCGUCUGACAGUAAGGUCAAAGUUAUUGAAUCAGAAAUUAUUGCUGAUUGUCAUUGUGAUAAAGUGAAUGAGUUGUCUGGUGAUUGCUCAUUGCUAAAAUGCGAUUUGGAUGGUUCAGAAGUUCCCAAGUCAGUGCAGAAAAGUUCUUCACAAUCCAACCAUGUUCCUGUCUCUGCUGAAGAGCCUAAACUAAAUGCAUAUUUGGAACACUCUAUCCUGCACAAAAUGGUAGUAUGUGUUGGAAACUCUUCUUCCACUUCAUCUGCUGCCAUAAUCCCCAUGUCAUCUAUUUGUGAUAACUCGAAACCUAUAGAUUCUCAGAAUAACAUGAAGCAUCGAGUAAUGCCUGACAAUAAUGCAAGCAUUAAGAAAGAUCAUGCUGCAAAUGAUGUAAGGAGGGAUGAAGACAAACAUGACUUAUCACAGAAGGCAGCAAAAGAGCGUCCAAAAUGCUCUUAUGGUUCUACUUCAAAAGUCUCACACCAAAGCAGGAUUUCACAUGCUUCCAUUUCUAAAAGAACCAUAUCUGAAUCAAAAGAUUCUGCGCCUUCCUCAUCUUUAAAGCCAUCUUUGGUGCAGAAUACUUCAGUUAUCUCAAUCUCUGGUGAGUCUGCUAGGCCACUGCAAAGUCAGUCUGCUUCACAUGGUCAGCAAAAUAAGGCAUCAGCUUCAGGUUUCCCACAGAAAAGUGAAAAGUUCAAUCAGUCUAGUACCCAGUCUGCAUCUAAGGUUACUCAUGCAACAUCAGCGGUUCCUUUUGCACCAUCAAAUUCCCCUGCUCUGAGUGAUGAAGAGCUUGCUUUACUUUUGCAUCAAGAACUUAACAGUUCUCCAAGAGUACCUCGUGUCCCACGUGUGCGGCAUGCUGGUAGCUUUCCUCAGCUGGCAUCUUCCACUGCAACAAGCAUGCUAAUAAAGCGCACAUCUAGCUCCAGAGGAAAGCAUCACAGUUUGGUUCCUAGAAGAAAAAACAAGGAUGCAUCUAAAGGUGGGUCCUGUGGUUCUCGUGAGCUUGAUAAUGAGGCUAAAAGGACUGAUAAAGUGCUAUCUUCACCUGAUCAGAGACUAGAUAUUGGAUCUGCCAUGGAUGCUUCUAAAAGGGUUGACAAGAAUGUACCUCCCACAGCCACCACAACCACAAACAGUGGCCCUUCUUCUUCCACUGAAGCUAAUGAUCAAAAUUUGUUAUCCAUGCUCAAUUCACCUAUGAAUUUAUCUGAUGAUGACACAGGCACAAUUCGUGGUUCUCUACCUCUUACUUUACCUGGCUUGAUAAAUGAGAUUAUGAGCAAAGGCAGGCGAAUGACAUAUGAAGAACUUUGUAAUGCAGUCCUGCCGCACUGGCCUAACUUGAGGAAACAUAAUGGAGAACGCUAUGCAUAUUCUAGUCAUUCUCAAGCUGUUCUUGAUUGCCUAAGAAAUCGACAAGAAUGGGCUCAGUUAGUUGACCGUGGCCCCAAGACUAAUUCAAGUAGGAAAAGGCGCAAGGCUGAUGUUGAAGAAUCAGAGGAUAAUGAAUACGGCAAAGGAAGAAGUAGAAAGGAGGUAGAAAGCAAAAGCAUCGAAUCACAGAAAGAAGAUUUUCCCAAGGGCAAACGGAAAGCGAGAAAGCGAAGGCGACUGGCUUUGCAAGGAAGAGGAAUAAAAGAUGUCCAAAGGAGGAGGAGGAGGAGGGCAGAUUUCAGUGAUGAUGAUGCUGGGCCCUUCUCUAAUUCGAGUGAGGAGAGCAUGUUCAGCGAGGAUGAGAUCCAAGGAGGCGGAGCAUGCCCAGUGGGAAGUGAGGCCUCAGCCAGCUCAGAUGAGACGGGGACUAUGUAAGUUGAGGCCUAACAAGUCAUGUUUUGAUCUGAUUUCCCGAGAUGAAGAAUGGACUCUGGACAACGCUCCUCUUUUUGUUUCUGAUUACAACUUUUUGUCUAGCAAUGGGUUCAGGCCAGAUCAGCGAUUCAUAAAAGAGUUGCUAGCUAGGUGGGUGUGCGGUCUGAUUGGAAAAUGUGAUAUUAGGGUGUACAUAGACGGAUAUUUUAGGCAAGUAUUAUGUGAAAGGUUUUAACCGUCUCCACUCAAAUUUUUAGUCGAGCUUACAGGAACUAGUAAAAAUUUCAUAUAGGAAUUAAACAAUUCUUAACAUAACAAAGUACUGAACAAACCACCAAAUAUUAGGCCUACUUGUAACAUUCAACCAAUCAUCAUAUAUUGCAUGUCGCACGGGGCUGUAAGUCAUUUUCUCCGUUGGUUUUCAUUCUUUUACUUUGUAUCCCAGGAAUAUUGUAUUUGCGGAUGCACAGCAAACGUAAAAUUCUUAUUAGAAGGGGUAAAAUUGUUGUAAAACAAUCAACAAUAAUCAGAAUGCUUUUCUUUAUGCUCUAUAUUUUAC
This is a messenger RNA of Durio zibethinus, 4355 nucleotides long. RefSeq lists its product as uncharacterized. NCBI's taxonomy places the organism in Eukaryota, Viridiplantae, Streptophyta, Magnoliopsida, Malvales, Malvaceae. The record is from RefSeq and is a predicted model, not a curated record. Gene Ontology annotation, cellular component: nucleus.